This is a messenger RNA of Fonsecaea erecta, 606 nucleotides long. RefSeq lists its product as hypothetical. The transcript is spliced from 2 exons. The record is from RefSeq and is a predicted model, not a curated record. The coding region runs from base 1 to 606 and encodes 201 amino acids. Lineage: Eukaryota; Fungi; Ascomycota; Eurotiomycetes; Chaetothyriales; Herpotrichiellaceae. Gene Ontology annotation, cellular component: membrane.
AUGAAGUUUCGACACAGCCUCAGGUUCUCCAGCGCCAGGCCAGACACCUCAUUCACCUGGCUCCGCAUCCUCUUGUGCGGCGUCAACUUCGUCAAAUGGUCCAGCGCCUGCAUCGUCAUGGCCAUCGUCUCGUACUUCAUCCACGACUACUCGCGCAACGAGCACACAACGUACCAAGAAGUCAUUGCCUGCACCAGCAUUGCCUUCUUCCUGCCCACCAUGCCCCUGGCUUUCCACCGCCGCCUCACCAUGCACCUGAUCCCGCUGGACUACAUCUACUCGCACCUCUGGGUGACGGCCUUCAUCUUCGCGGCCCAGGACUACAACUGGAAGGACUGCGCGAGGAACUCGCCACCGGGCCUUCGCACAUGUACUCUGAAGUACGCUCUGGAGUCGUGGUGCAUCAUCGCUGUCUCCUUUUGCGUGUUCGCGACCAUUCUGCAAGUCCUGGUCCACAAGCGGGAACGUGGACUCUUCUACAAUUUACCGCCGCCGCUCUUGGAGAAGGGUCAUCAGUCUUCUCCCCAGGAGGACAGGAUCACGAACGGCGCAGAGGAACAGAAUGGUAACACCACAAUGACAACAACGGCAGCUGACCAAGUGUGA